AGAGGAGAUAGAUCUGUCGACAGCAGCAGCAGCAGCGCAGAUGGAACUGAAAGCCGAGAUCGAGGCAAAAAAAGCGCGGCUAGCUGAUUUGCGACGGUUGCGCGAGCAGCGGGUACAGCAGCAUAGUGUGCAUCGGGAUGUUUAUACUUCUCCAUCUAGGACACAGGGCGAUAGAAGAGCGGAUAUAGAUCAACUUGUCGCCGAUCUCGUCGGUUCGCCUAGGACGCCGUCGCGGGGUGUGUCGAGGCCCGCUAGUCGGAUCGGGGAUCCAUUCUCGGACGUCGGCGGGGUCGAAGAGGGAUUUGAAGACCGGAACGCGGGCGGGUUUGAUAGUAGAGAACUCGGCAUCGUCACGACGACGUUAUUCGAAGUCGUGCCAGCAGAGAGACAAGCUGCGCCGCGGACGCAGGGCGAGGUGCAGAACGAGCAGCAGCAGAGGAUCGUGUAUAGUAAGGAAGUGCAGACAGAUGACUUCUGGAGCAGUAGCGACGAGAGCGGUGAUGAGCACGAGCAGCUGAAUAAGAAUGAGAAGGAGAAGAGGGAAGGGCAGAUCGACGAGGUUUCACUACGGCGCCAGAUCCGGGAAGAAAUCGAGCGCGAACUGCGCACCUCCUCCUCCUCCUCACAGCAGCAACAACAGCAGCAGCCAGAAAAAGAAGUACGCUUUAAAAUCAGCGAAAAAAGCGAGGUGCUAAAGACUUCAUCCUUCCUAACCUUCCUCGAAUCGUCCACGAAAGUCGUCGAGCGCACGCUGGAUGAGGAGUAUGACGUCUUGUACGAUUACGCGGUGGGUGUAUCCGCCGACGCCAGGGACGCGGAGUCUGAGUCGUUGGUUCGGCAGAGUUAUCAGUUCUUUUCUGAAAAGUGGUCGAAAGAUCGGUCGGUUACGUCGAUAGAUUGGUCGUCCUACUUCCCGGAACUGGUACUGGCGUCGUAUUCGAGAAACACGAGUUCGUUGCGCGAACCGGCGGGCGUGGUGCAGGUGUGGAAUACGCAUCUACAAAGUCGUCCCGAAUUUGUCUUCCAAGCGCAGAGCGACGUCCUAGUCGCCAAAUUCUCGCCGUUCAACGCAAACCUCGUAAUCGGCGGGUGCUACAACGGCCAGAUCCUAGUCUGGGACACGCGCUCCGGUGCGACGGAGGCCGUGCACAGGUCUGCGCUGAACGGGAGCGGGCACGCGCAUCCGAUUUACUCGCUUGAUUUCGCGAAUUCGAGCGGGUCGAAUACGAUCGUGAGCUGUAGUACUGACGGACGGGUGUGUUCGUGGACUGUUGAUAUGCUUGCUCGGCCUCAGGAACUAAUUGAUCUAAAACUCCCCCCUCCGUCCCGAACAGAAGACCUCGCCCCCACAACAAUCUGUGUCCCCCGCUCAGACCCAACCUACUUCCUCGUCGGCUCCGAAGACGGAAAUAUCUACAGCUACAACCGCACCACCUCGCGCGCAAAUCUGAAAGCGGGUCUCGCGCUUGCGACACAGCCUUCUGGACACUUUGCGCCGGUGUCGGCGUUGGGGUUUCAUCCUGCUGGAGGAGCAGGAGGGGGAGCGGCGGGGGAUUUGAGUGAGUUUGUGUUGAGCGCGAGUUUAGAUUGGACGGUGAAGUUAUGGCGUGUGUCAAAGUCCUCCACAGGAGCAGGAGCAGGAGCAGGAGCAGGAGCAUCAACUAAUGUUAAUGCAGCAGCGGCAGGACUGUCGCUGGAGGCGGUAGCGGAGUUUGCGGGCGCGGACGCGAUUUACGAUGUCGCGUGGAGUCCUGUGCGGCCGGCGGUGUUUGCGGCGACCGGGUGUGCGGGAAAAGUGGAUAUCUGGGAUUUAACAGUUGACACCGGUGUUCCUGUUGCGUCUGCGUCUGUCUCUUCUUCUGCUGCUGCUGCUCAUACUACUGAUGAGAAGGAGGAGAAAGGGGAGAAAGGGGAGACGGCCCCGUUAAAUAAAAUCGCGUGGGAGAAAAGGGAGGGGAGACAGGUAGCGGUCGGGGGGGUGGGUGGGCGGCUUACGGUGUUUGAUGUCGGGCAGCGGUUGAGUAGUGCGAAGGCGGGGGAGGCGGGGGUUAUGCGGCGGUUGGUUGCCGAGCGGGGGAGGUGAUGUCUGUGUGUGAGAGAAUGCAUUAUGGCUAUGACGAAGGUGUAGAUGAGAUGAGAGAGACGAGGGCGUGGUUUUGCUUUAAGUCGUCUGCAACGAUGAUGCGGAGGGGGUUCAAGUAUUGGGUAAGUACAAGGGUGCGGAAGACGAGCGCGGUCCGAGGAAGUUGGGGAGGAGGAGGGUGUAGAUGUAGCUUGUGGUAGACCGAUGUGGCUCUGACGAGGAGGAGGAGGAUAUUCGAGGGAUGAAAGCGUGGUGAGGAGAAGCAGAUGAUAUCAGUAAACCUCAUCCUUCCUCUCCUCUCCUUCUAUUCUUCCAUAUUCCUCUACAUCAUCCCUCUUUAUAAACAAUAAACAAUAAUCACCAUCCCUUCCACUGCUGCUAUACUUUGAUCUCUCCGCACGUGACAACCCCGUGCGGCUUAGCGAAGGUGGAAAUGGAGGAUUGGCGAUGGGAAGUCGAGAU
Myxozyma melibiosi is the source of this 2545-nucleotide messenger RNA. RefSeq names its product WD40-repeat-containing domain protein. The coding region runs from base 41 to 2083 and encodes 680 amino acids. NCBI's taxonomy places the organism in Eukaryota, Fungi, Ascomycota, Lipomycetes, Lipomycetales, Lipomycetaceae. Gene Ontology annotation, cellular component: cytoplasmic dynein complex. The transcript is spliced from 7 exons. Gene Ontology annotation, molecular function: dynein heavy chain binding; dynein light chain binding. Gene Ontology annotation, biological process: transport along microtubule. The record is from RefSeq and is a predicted model, not a curated record.